AAUAUUCCUUCUACAGAUGCAUGCUGGGGACCAUUGUGGUGACGUCAUUUAUAGGCAGAAGGUGAAAUUGUUUUGACACAAACAGCAACUUCAGACCAGGAAAGAUGGAUGACGACGACGCUGCCGAGGAGGGUGACGAGUUCCCAACACUGGGGGAAUAUGAAGGGGACCGUAAUGAGAAGAACGAAAGGCACGGCAAGGGGAGAGCAAUCUUGCCGAACCGAGAUAUAUACGAGGGCAGCUACAUGUACGGCAAGAGAGACGGUAUGGGCGUGUACAAGUUCAAAAACAAAAACGCCAGGAAUGCUCGCUACAUAGGCAACUAUUUCCAGGGCAAGAAGCAGGGCUUUGGAAAGUUUGUCUACCCCGAUGGCUCGCGGUACGAGGGCAACUGGGUGGACGACCUGAAGGAAGGGCCGGGCAAAUAUUUUUAUGUCAACGGCGACACUUACUCGGGCGAUUGGAGCAAGGGACUGAGGCAUGGCAAGGGCACAUACACAUAUGCCAACGGUACAAAAUAUGUUGGCUCCUGGUGGAAAGGGAAGUGGGAAGGUUUUGGCGAGUUUCAUUACUGCAACUACAAGUACUGUGGCAGGUUCAGGGACAACAAGAUGUUCGGCUACGGCAAGUUCGUGUUUGACGUGGCCUGCGAGCUGCAUGGUCAGUACGUGCUGGACAACAAGGACGAGCUCUCCGGACUGAUGGACCUGGCCCAAGAGGCCGCCCUCGUUAUACUCGACGAGCAGGACAGAGCGCCUGGAGAAGACGAGUUCAUGGAUGACAUGGCGGAGCAAACCUUAAGGAUGCCACCCUCACCGCCACCAAUAGGACCGACCCACUUUGAGGCCGGGUCAUUGACCGGGUUACACGUGAUGACCCCAGAAGAGGAAGAGGAAGCAAGGCUGGUUGAUGAGCUCAACGCCCUUCGUGCUACAGUAGAGGCUCAGAUCGCUGCCAGGAAGGAAGCAGAGAUACGACGUCAGCAGGCCGAGGCUGCCAAGUGGGCCAGAGAAGAGGCCGAGAGGGUGACGCUUGAGAUCCUGGCAGAGGGUGCCGAUGUGAACGAGGACGUGGUGCCAGCCAUCACGGCGCCCACCGAGCCCGAGGAGGAGACGGUGGCGGACAUGGAGAGGCAGGAGUCUACCAUAGAGGCAACGGAGGAGGCGCCAGCAGAGGAACAGAACCCAGACUAGUGGGUUUCUUGAGGAGUAGUGGAUUCUUUUAAGGAUUAAUGGGUUCCAUGUUAGGUUUCUUGAGGAUUAGUGGGUUCCACCAGGAUUAUUGGGUUCCAUGGGGGGUUCCUUGAGGAUUAGUGGGUUCCACCAUUAGUGGGUUCCUAGAGGAUUAGUGAGUUCCAUGGG
This is a messenger RNA of Physella acuta, 1361 nucleotides long. Its product is annotated as radial spoke head 1 homolog. The record is from RefSeq and is a predicted model, not a curated record. NCBI's taxonomy places the organism in Eukaryota, Metazoa, Mollusca, Gastropoda, Physidae. Gene Ontology annotation, biological process: axoneme assembly; spermatid development. Gene Ontology annotation, cellular component: nucleus; motile cilium.